AUCAAACUGAUAUAGCGCCCUCAAUAAUGCAUUAUCCUCAGGUCGUCGGUCAACAAGAUGGCAGCUUCCAUAGUGCGAAAGUGCCUUGGCAUUAUCAGACAUCCUGUUGUAAAGAAAUUUCUUCAAAGUCAGUCACCGCAAUGCAGAAAGACUCUGCGUACCGGUUUACACCAACGUAGCUUGUUUAGCUUCUUUGAAAAGUUGAAGCACCUGAGGUCAAAUAUCGAAGAUCUUCCAUACAGUCAUGUGACCCCUGCUGAAGUUAGUCCAAUACGAAACGUGCCUGAGCAUAUAAUUCGGCCAGAAUAUGUCAGAACAGGCACGAUUCCACCAGUAAGUCGAUACGUCAACUUCUUGGAGAAAGGGGACAUACCUGCUAUGAGGGAUGUCUGUGCAAUCGCAAGAAAGAUAUUAAAUGUUGCUGCUGCCGAACUUAAGGUUGGCGUGACAACAGAUUACAUAGAUGAGGUCAUUCAUGAAACUUGUAUAUCCUACAAUGCAUAUCCAUCAACUCUGUUGUAUCGGUCGUACCCAAAAUCUGUCUGUACUUCAGUUAACAAUGUAAUGUGUCAUGGAAUUCCAGACUCGCGCCCUCUAGUGGAUGGGGAUAUCAUCAAUGUUGAUUUCACGGCUUUCUAUAAUGGUUUUCAUGGUGACCUGUCAGAGACCUACUGCAUUGGUAAUGUUGAUGAGACGGGGAGAAAACUUGUUGAUGUUGCCAGGAGAUGUCGAGAUGAAGCCAUAAAAAAAUGUGGGCCUCUUCAAAAGCUUAAUGUAAUAGGAAACACAAUUCAUAAGGUUGCUUCUGAAGCAGGUUUCGUAGUCUCUCCGUCUUUCUUGGGCCAUGGAAUCGGAAGGUUGUUCCAUUGUCAACCUAGUAUAUACCAUCAUGCGAAUAUGUAUCCAGAGUUGAUGCAGCCAGGGAUGGCAUUCACCAUUGAACCGGUCAUUGUGGAAGGCAUUGAUAAGCCAUAUAUUGAUGAUGAUCAGUGGACAGUAAUGUCAAAGUACAAUCACAGAUCUGCCCAAUUUGAACACACCAUUCUUAUAACAGACACCGGUUUGGAGGUGCUAACCAGAGAUGUGAAUAAGGAAAUCAACAUAGAAGAUGGUGAGAAUGAUGGAACCAUAGAAACAUUGGAGGUGGAGAAAGCACAAAAAUGCGACAGCUGGCAAUUCAAAUGAGUUGAACGACCCUUGCAAAAGCAUUUACUAUAAAAACAAAAUUGAAUUGCAUGUUUUUAUAUAUGCUUCACUUGUUCCAUUGUUGUUGAAAGCAUUGUGCUCACUAUGAAGUUGUUUUUUUUUUUGCUACAUAAGGGCAUGAUGAUGUGGUAUCACACACAUAUAUGGCCAAAUCACAAAGUGUGAAUUCACUCAAUCAAUCAACUCCUCCUUGUGUACUUAUUUAAAAUAAACUACCGUAAAACCUCAUAUAUAUUAUUAUUUAAAGAAAUACAUAUAAUUUUUUUCCCAGACAAAUAGUGUUUCCCCUGGUGAAUUGUGUUUCUGCCCCCCCCCCCUUUCCCACUGGGGCCACUUCUGGUUAUAUGUUACUACACCAUUUUGGCUCCAUUACACAUAGUGGAAGCCAUCAGUUUUAACUGACUGUGCUAUGCUGGCUCAUACACUUUGACAGCUAAGUCUCCAAGAGGGUUGGGGAGUGUAGCAGUGAUGAGAAUAAUCCUGACGGGUUAAACCCACUGCUAGUAUACUAUGGCUACAUUCAGACUUGCAGAUAAGCCAGGCUUGAGUUAAGCCCGGCUCAACGUUAAGCCCGGCUUAACUUUGCCGGGUGUUCAGACUAGCGGGUUUAGCCAGGCGAGAAUUUGCAUAAUAAUGAAUUGUAACCUGGAAACAUG
This is a messenger RNA of Anneissia japonica, 1862 nucleotides long. Its product is annotated as methionine aminopeptidase 1D, mitochondrial-like. The record is from RefSeq and is a predicted model, not a curated record. NCBI's taxonomy places the organism in Eukaryota, Metazoa, Echinodermata, Crinoidea, Comatulida, Comatulidae. Bases 58 to 1185 code for a protein of 375 amino acids. The transcript has 7 exons. Gene Ontology annotation, molecular function: metalloaminopeptidase activity. Gene Ontology annotation, biological process: proteolysis.